Messenger RNA from Drechmeria coniospora, 1188 nucleotides. RefSeq lists its product as uncharacterized. Lineage: Eukaryota; Fungi; Ascomycota; Sordariomycetes; Hypocreales; Ophiocordycipitaceae. The transcript has a single exon. Bases 1 to 1188 code for a protein of 395 amino acids. Gene Ontology annotation, molecular function: actin filament binding. The record is from RefSeq and is a predicted model, not a curated record.
AUGGCUCCCCACCAAGGGCUCGUUCACGGUAAAGAGUACGACGUCAAGGACAGCAACGUCGAGCUCAUCGGAUCCGACAUCGACCACAGCGUCAAGUUCAAGUCGGCCGCGUCCGAGCCGGCCUGGAACGACGGCUCCGUCGGCCGCGAGGCCGGCCUGCGCGUCUGGCGCAUCGAGGAGUUCAAGGUCGUGCCCUGGCCCAAGGCACAGUACGGCGAGUUCCACGAAGGCGACAGCUACGUCAUCCUCCACUCCUACAAGCUCGGCAAGGACACGGAGAAGCUCGGCCACGACAUCUUCUUCUGGCUCGGUGCCCACACGACCCAGGACGAGGCCGGCACGGCCGCGUACAAGACGGUCGAGCUCGACGAGUUCCUCCACGGCGUCGCCACGCAGCAUCGCGAGGUCCAGAGCGCACCCUCGGACGACUUUCUCGCCCUCUUCCCCCGCAUCUCCAUCCGCUCCGGCGGCGUUCGCUCCGGCUUCCGGCACGUCGAGGAGGAGGCGCCGGCCGAGGUGAAGACGCUGCUGCGCCUCUUCAAGGUCAACAGCGCCGUCGUCGUCGUCGAGGUCAACCCGACCUGGCAGAGCCUCGACGACGGCGACGUCUUCGUCCUCGACACGGGCGACAAGAUCUGGGUCUGGCAGGGCCACGCCUGCAGCCCCAUGGAAAAGGCAAAGGCCGCCCACGUCGUGCACGACAUGACGCUCGCCAAGCACAUCGACGUCGAGGUCGUCGCCCAAGCCGAGUCGCGGUCCCGCCGCGUCGUCGACCUCCUCGGCGGCACCGACGAGACGCCCCGCGCCGGCCUCGAGUGCGCGCGCCCGCUCGCGACGGCCGCCACCCGCUCGGCCGCCUCAUCAUCGUCCGAGGACCGACCGCGGAAGCUCUUCCGCCUCAGCGACGAAUCCGGCACGCUCGCCUUUUCCCUCGUCAAGAGCGGCGCCGCCAUCUCGCAAAGGGACCUCGACGGCGACGACGUCUUCCUCCUUGACGACGCAGGCAGGGCCCUGUGGGUCUGGGAGGGCCAGGGCGCAAGCCGUGCCGAGAAGGCCCAGUGGUUGGCCGUCGCCCAGGCGUACGUGCGAAGGGUGCAGGAGGAGCUCGCCGACGCCCACCUCAUGAACUUUGCCAAGGUCAAGGAGGGACACGAGAGCAAGGCGUUUAUGAAGGCGAUUGCGGUGUAG